GUCUCCGUCCCAGACCCUGCCGCACAAUCUGUCAUGGCGGCUGGACUGUUAAGUUUCAGCGUCCGCCGUCUUUUGGCGGCAGUGGCGACACGAGGUCUCCCGGCUGCGCGUGUUCGCUGGGAAUCCAGCUCUUCUAGGGCCGUGGUAGCCCCGUCCACUGUUGCGGGAAAGCGGGCGCCGGAACCGACCAUACGCUGGCAGGAGGACCCAGAGCCCGAGGACGAAAACCUCUAUGAGAAGAACCCAGACUCCCAUGGUUAUGACAAGGACCCUGUUAUAGAUGUCUGGAAUAUGCGGGUCGUCUUCUUCUUUGGCAUCUCCAUUGUCCUGGUCCUUGGCAGCACCUUUGUGGCCUAUCUGCCUGACUACAGGAUGCAGGAGUGGGCCCGCCGGGAAGCUGAGAGACUUGUGAAGUAUCGAGAGGCCAAUGGCCUCCCCCUCAUGGAAUCCAACCGUUUUGACCCCAGCAGGAUCCAACUGCCAGAGGAUGAGGACUGACCAGUUGCUGAGUGGGGCUCAAGAAGUACCACCUUCCCCACCCCCUGCCCAUCAUUCUGACCUCUUCUCAGAGCACCUAAUUAAAGGGGCCGAAAGCUUGA
Messenger RNA from Carlito syrichta (Philippine tarsier), 599 nucleotides. RefSeq names its product NADH:ubiquinone oxidoreductase subunit B11 (gene NDUFB11). Bases 34 to 498 code for a protein of 154 amino acids. The transcript has 3 exons. The record is from RefSeq and is a predicted model, not a curated record. NCBI's taxonomy places the organism in Eukaryota, Metazoa, Chordata, Mammalia, Primates, Tarsiidae.